Messenger RNA from Staurois parvus, 495 nucleotides. The record is from the annotation of a GenBank genome assembly. NCBI's taxonomy places the organism in Eukaryota, Metazoa, Chordata, Amphibia, Anura, Ranidae.
UGGAGCGACAGGUCUCGGGCCCUCAGGCGGAGUGGCGGGCGCCGGACCCCCAGGUGGAGGAGCGACAGGUCUCGGGCCCUCAGGCGGAGCGGCGGGCGCCGGACCCCCAGGCGGUGCGACAGGUCUCGGGCCCUCAGGCGGAGCGACAGGUCUCGGGCCCCCAGGCGGGGGGCGGCGGGCGCCGGACCCCCAGGCGGAGCGACAGGUCUCGGGCCCCCAGGCGGAGCAGCGGGCACCGAGUCACCAGGCACGACAGUGGGCUCCGAGUCAACUGGCAUGACCGCUGGCACUAGGUCAGACAUUGGAUCGUCUGGCUGGACAGCGGGCAUCGGGUCACCAGGCAUCAGGUCAUUUGGCUCGACAGCGGGCACCGUGUCAUCUGGCAAGGCAGUGGGCUCCGAGUCAACUGGUAUGACCGCGGGCACUGGGUCAGACAUUGGAUCGUCUGACCGGACAGCGGGCAUCGGGUCACCAGGCAUCAGGUCAUUUGGCUCG